AUGAUUUAUGAUUAUGACCAAGGAAACGAGCUAGGACCCGGACCAAAGCCCAAGCUUAACAAUGACGACCGCGAAGAAACCACUCAAAAAGUAUCCAAAAAAGAACGUGAGCUAGAUUACAAAGGAACGGACUACAGUGCUAUUGUUUUCGCAAUUGACCAAAUAGCCGAUGGUGGAGAGGAAUUGCGCGCUUUGAUCUUGGGCACCAGGAUCGGUGGAGGACGUGCAGGAGGUCCAAAAGACAUGCCGCCUAUCCCCGGAGGUAACAAUUAA
Strongylus vulgaris is the source of this 273-nucleotide messenger RNA. The record is from the annotation of a GenBank genome assembly. Lineage: Eukaryota; Metazoa; Nematoda; Chromadorea; Rhabditida; Strongylidae.